Molecule: messenger RNA, 1494 nt
Organism: Cyphomyrmex costatus
Lineage: Eukaryota; Metazoa; Arthropoda; Insecta; Hymenoptera; Formicidae
Product: lysosomal Pro-X carboxypeptidase
Exons: 7
Coding region: 19-1476 (485 amino acids)
Biological process (GO): proteolysis
Molecular function (GO): serine-type exopeptidase activity; dipeptidyl-peptidase activity
Source: RefSeq, a predicted model, not a curated record
CUUCCUCGUGGCUGCAUCAUGUGCCUGCGGACGUUAUUGCUGUUUUAUGCCGUGAUUGCAUUAUGCUGGUCAAUGGUUCGAAGCGAAUUUGCUGCGAACUAUUCUCACAAUCAUGAUGAGUCGCUGUCACUGCGAAGCGCCAGAUAUAAAUACGAGAUCAAGACGUUCGACGUGCGCGUGGAUCACUUCAGCUUCGCCAUACAAGACACCUUCAAAUUGAAAUACCUCAUAAAUGAUACUUGGCGAAAAGAGCGAAAUGCUCCUAUAUUCUUCUACACCGGAAACGAAGGCAACAUCGAAGUUUUCGCGGAAAAUACGGGCUUUCUAUGGGAAAUUGCACCAAAGUUCAACGCAUUGGUAGUAUUUGCUGAGCACCGUUACUAUGGCGAAUCGCUACCUUAUGGGAACAAAUCCUUCGCGGAUCCACAGCAUCGCGGCUAUCUGACGUCUCAACAAGCUCUAGCUGAUUACGUGGACCUUAUCGUGCAUUUAAAGUCGCAACCAGGAUAUGAGCGCAGUCCGGUCAUAGCAUUCGGUGGCUCUUACGGUGGUAUGCUUAGCGCUUGGAUACGCAUAAAGUAUCCCCACGUUGUACAAGGCGCGAUUGCGUCAUCCGCGCCAAUUCUAUACGUCACUGGUGUCGUGGAUUGUGAGGUGUUCGCUCGGAUAACAACCUCGGAUUAUAAAACUGUGAAUUUAACGUGUUCGAAACUUAUUCAGAAGGCGUGGAACACGAUAACAAAAGUGGCUUCAAAUGAUGAGGGCAAAAAGUGGCUUUCGGAUAAUUGGAAACUAUGCGAGCCGUUGAAAACCGCGGAGGACGUCCAAGCGCUGAAAAAUGUUUUGCAGAAUAUCUACAUAGACCUGGCCAUGACCAACUAUCCGUAUGAGACUAACUUCUUAGCGCCGCUACCUGGCAAUCCAAUUAAUGUUUUCUGUCAACAUUUAACAAACGUGUCAUUAACGGGAAAAUCGCUGUUAUUGGCACUUCAUCGAGCUAUUAGUGUUUAUACGAACUAUACCGGAAAAACGAAUUGUAUGAAAAAUACAAUAGAAGAGUCGAGGUUGGGCGCUUAUCCAGGAUGGGAUUAUCAAGCAUGCACAGAAAUGGUGAUGCCAAUUUGUUCUGACGGCGUCAACGAUAUGUUCGAACCGAUGAAGUGGGACAUCGCAGAUUACAACAAUACCUGUUUCAAGAAGUAUUCCGUAUCGUCGCAACCUUAUCUAAUUUGUGAGGAGUACGGUUGUAAGGAUUUUAACACCGCAAGUAACAUCAUUUUUAGCAAUGGAUUGCUAGAUCCAUGGUCGAGCGGAGGUAUCCUGCGCAAUUUAUCCCAGUCAGCGUUUGCAAUAUUGAUGCCGGAUGCUGCGCAUCAUCUCGAUUUACGAGAAAGCAACAGUAACGAUCCGUACAGUGUUCGCGUAACGCGCGAAUUCCAUCAAUUUUGGAUUGAUAAGUGGAUCAAGGAAUAUUGAAAGGGGAUUUUAAAGUUC